Molecule: messenger RNA, 1552 nt
Organism: Perca fluviatilis (European perch)
Lineage: Eukaryota; Metazoa; Chordata; Actinopteri; Perciformes; Percidae
Product: actin-related protein 2/3 complex subunit 5-like
Exons: 4
Coding region: 134-586 (150 amino acids)
Biological process (GO): cell migration; regulation of actin filament polymerization; Arp2/3 complex-mediated actin nucleation
Cellular component (GO): cytoplasm; actin cytoskeleton; Arp2/3 protein complex
Molecular function (GO): actin filament binding
Source: RefSeq, a predicted model, not a curated record
AAAGAAGAGGAAGUGAAGAAGUGAGGAAGUGGCAGCGCUGGUGGAAAACUGACUACUGGACAGCACGGUUGCUAGUGUCUGCUGUCCAUAACGGCCGCCUUGCGUUGAACAAUCGUUACUAUCGUGUCCAAAAAUGUCUAAAAACUCACUUUCCGACCGGUUUAGGAAAGUAGACGUUGAUGAAUACGACGAGAAUAAGUUUGUGGACGAGGAAGAAGGAGGAGAGAACCAGGGAGGUCCGGACGAAGCAGAAGUAGACGCUUUGCUCAGACAGGGGAACAUGAAUGCAGCUCUCCAAGCAGUGCUAAAGAAUCCUCCAAUCAACACCAAGAACCAGGUCGCCAAGGAGCGAGCCGAGCAGCUGGUGGUCAAAGUGCUGAGCAGUUUUAAGAGCGGCGACAUAGAGAAGGCCGUGGGCUCGCUGGACAAAGCUGGAGUGGACCUGCUGAUGAAAUACAUCUACAGAGGCUUCGAAACCCCGUCGGACAACAGCAGCGCCGUGCUGCUGCAGUGGCAUGAGAAGGCUCUGGCGGUGGGGGGAGUGGGCUCUAUUGUCCGAGUCCUGACUGCCAGGAAGACGGUCUGAUCCUCGCAGGAAGUCCUUCUGCCAAGCGGGCAUUAGACAGUCAUCUGGCCAAACACCAGAUCACCGGGCCUUCCUGUUUUUUGGACAUGAUUCCUGUUUAUUUUUAUACUGAAGCCGAGUGCCCUCCGCAGUUCUUUCCUCUGUUUUUUCUUCUUCUCCUUCUUCUUCUGCAUUCACUAUUUUCAAUCACACCUCUGGAAUUUAGAAGUGCAGACAGACAGACAGACAGGCAGACAGACAGACAGGUGCUGGCACCUUAAACUGUCUCUGUGUGUGUGUGUUUGUGUGCCAGCCAGCCAUGCAGAGAGAGAACAGACACAUUUCAGACGCUUGACUCGGACACAAUCUCGCCAAAGCAGCUCUACGCUCUUUUUUUUUUUUUUCUCUUUUCUUCUCCAAACUGCCUCCCUGCUGCUCCGAUGCCUCAGCGCUCCUCCUCCUCCUCCUCCUCCUCCUCCUCCUCCUCCUUUCUCUCCGAGUCAUCCAGGUUGAGGCGUUUGCUCCUGAAUGGGCUGCCAGAGACUGGAGACUGGGUUUUCCCUGCCUUUUGCCCAGUGCAUGCUGGGAUUGGAGUGCUUUUUUUCUUUUCCCCUCAUCUUUUUUCAUCAUUCUAACAUUGUGAACUUCUUUGAUUGUUGACUCUUUUUUUUUUUUUUUUACUUACACCACAUUGUUGUGUGUAGCCUGGCUUACAUUGGGGUUUUUAUAUCUGAAAGAAGCAACAAAAUAAAGUACUAAAGCCAAGGCUCUAAUAAAUGUUUGUUUAAUUCAUGCAACAAAUGCAACAUUUCCUUAUUUUCUCAUUCGCUUUAAGCUUAUGUCUAUAAUUGAUUAAAGACCACAAGAAAACAUCAUGCCCAAGCUACCAGCUAGCUUAUAUUAUUGUGUAUAAUUUGGAGUUGCACCUUGUCGAUUAUUUUGUCGAUCAGUUAUUUGGUCUAUAAAAUGUCAGAAAAUUGUGAAAAA